Molecule: messenger RNA, 674 nt
Organism: Linderina pennispora
Lineage: Eukaryota; Fungi; Kickxellomycota; Kickxellomycetes; Kickxellales; Kickxellaceae
Exons: 1
Coding region: 96-578 (160 amino acids)
Molecular function (GO): protein binding
Source: RefSeq, a predicted model, not a curated record
CUCUCCAGGCCCUUUGACGCUUUAGCGACUGCCCUUCUCUACUCUCCAGGGAGGAGCCUCUUUUCUGUAUUUUAUUUACCUUGCGCACACGCAUCAUGUCUACUGUAGAUAUCGGAGACGACAGCGCCGACAGCUUGGCGGGCAACGCUGGCGCUACAGGCGGGUGGAGCCUUCGCGUCAAAGCGCUUCUGGAAGGCGGCGCAGAGCGCGAGUACCGAGUACAAGUCCAGCCCAGCGCGACAGUCGGCGACUUCCGCACGAAGCUGUCCAGCAAAAGCCAGGUGGCAGUACACCGGCUGCGACUUAUUUUCAGCGGGCGGGUGCUUGCCAACGACAGCCAGAGGCUAGCAGACGCCGGGGUGGGAGGAUGGCUGUGCCUUGCAUAUGGUUGUGCGCCCCGCUGCCACAGCCGGAAACAGCGAUGCUGCCAGCAGCCAGCAGCGCGAAUCACCUGGACAGGGGCGAGCAGCUACCGAUGGGCGCCAGGGAGCCGGGCGCUCGGUGACCGUCGACAUUCCCAUCUACUUCCAUGCUCCGGAGAAUGUGCGAUCCGAGCAGGACCAGCAGCAGCAGCGUGACCGGCUGGGGCGGACCAUCGCUACGGUGUACCGGAACUUUGGAGCCGGCGAUGGCGGCGAGUGGAUCGCAAGGACUUUGACCGGCAGCAUGUACCG